Symbiodinium sp. CCMP2592 is the source of this 957-nucleotide messenger RNA. The record is from the annotation of a GenBank genome assembly. Lineage: Eukaryota; Dinophyceae; Suessiales; Symbiodiniaceae.
AUGUUUUCCUCGACUGAACUGGAGGGUUUAGAAGAAUAUGAGCCGCAAACAUCGAGCCCGUGGAGAAAGAUUCACACGUCCAUGUACCAAAGAUCAGUUAGGCCGUUAGGCAUGUCGGAGGAGCUCGAAAGCUACCUCGGAGACUACUUGGGCUACGGAAGCACGGAAAUCAGGGCUUUCUUCGAAGAACACAAAAACGAGGCUGGGGCUGUGGACCUCGCUGGCCUCAAGAAAGGCUUUGCAAGCUUGAACCCUUACCUCAUCUCCAAGCGCAAAGACUGCACCAUCUGGCGGAAGAGGGGAUCUAUCUCCGCCCCCGGAAGCCAGAUGAAUCUCGAGGACCUCGUGGACUGCGAAGUCUUUGUUUGCGACCGCACGGAGCAGGCCUUCGUGGAUGAGUGCUCUGGGUGUGCUGUCCUCAUUGGUUGCUGCAGCGGGCCCACGUUCGUUCGCGAUUGCAAAGGCUGCACCUUUUGGGUCGCAACGAGGCAGCUUCGCACUCGUGAUUGCAUAGACUGCAAGUUCUUCUUGCACAGUCACACCGAGCCCAUCAUCGAAAGCUCCAAGGAUCUCGCAUUUGCUCCCUUCGCCGCAUCCUACCCAGGCGUGGCCGAGCAUUUUCAAGAGGCCAAGAUGGACGCAGGUCCAAACCGCUUCCUCGCUAUCAUCAGGCUGAGGAAUUUUGAGUGUUGGCCACCUUCCUUGGCCUGGAAAUGGCGCCGGCUGUGGCCCUGGAGCCCUGGACUCAAUGUUGAAGAGAUGCCACCAGCCAAGCACGAGACCAAGCCGGGAGCUGAACAGCAGGGGAAGGGCAUCGCCGUAAUAUCUUUUGGCAAGGAGCCCGUGAACAGUAUGGGCAUGCAGUUCUGGAAGGACUUAUCGACUACCUUCGAGGACGUCCCCGCAGCAUGCUGUUUGGGUAUCCCAUUCUCCGUCGACCUGCGCAUUGGGGAGUAA